Cottoperca gobio is the source of this 2907-nucleotide messenger RNA. It is a transcript of the gene dpysl2a, whose product is annotated as dihydropyrimidinase like 2a. NCBI's taxonomy places the organism in Eukaryota, Metazoa, Chordata, Actinopteri, Perciformes, Bovichtidae. The record is from RefSeq and is a predicted model, not a curated record. Bases 295 to 2055 code for a protein of 586 amino acids. Gene Ontology annotation, cellular component: cytoplasm; cytosol. The transcript has 14 exons. Gene Ontology annotation, molecular function: hydrolase activity, acting on carbon-nitrogen (but not peptide) bonds, in cyclic amides.
UUCUUGGUGCUUGCCUGGUCUUCAGGGACCUACUCUAGCAGUAAAUCCAAGGAUACGACUGUUAGGCAAAGAUAUAACGAGUCAUUUAAUAUUAUUUGUCGGGCUGCACUGUGCAAACCUUACUUAGUUUCGUCAGCAAUUGUCAGAUAGGCACAGAUAGCCCAGGGCGUCGACUGGCCAACAAGCAGAGCAUCCAUUCAUCCUUUCAUUGGCAGCUGAGGUGUUUCAGUUUAGCUAGCUAGCGUUAGCCAAGAGACAGGCAGGGGACAGCUGUGGUAAAAAGGGAUUUGCAAAAUGUCGGGAUACCAAGGAAAGAAAAACAUUCCGCGAAUUACAAGUGACCGUCUCCUCAUCAAAGGAGCAAAGAUAGUGAACGAUGAUCAGUCUUUCUUCGCUGAUAUCUACAUGGAGGAUGGAGUCAUCAAGCAAAUAGGUGACAACCUCAUUGUCCCCGGGGGAGUUAAGACCAUAGAGGCUCAUGGGAGAAUGGUGAUACCUGGGGGCAUUGACGUGCACACCCGAUUCCAGAUGCCUGACCGAGGCAUGGUGGCAGCAGAUGAUUUCUACCAGGGCACCAAGGCGGCCCUGGCUGGGGGGACGACUAUGAUCAUUGACCACGUGGUGCCGGAGCCUGGCACCAGCCUGGUUGCAGCUUUCAAACAGUGGAGGGAGUGGGCUGAUAGCAAGUCCUGCUGCGACUAUUCCCUGCAUGUGGAUAUCACCAGUUGGAACAUAGGCACUCAGGAAGAGAUGGAGGCUCUGGUGAAGGAUCAUGGUGUCAACUCUUUCCUGGUCUAUUUGGCUUAUAAGGAUGUUUUCCAACUUUCUGACUCUGAGAUCUAUGAGGUGUUCAGUGUCAUCAGAGACCUUGGAGCCAUUGCUCAGGUGCAUGCUGAGAAUGGAGACAUCAUUGCAGAGGAGCAAAGACGUAUUCUGGAUCUGGGGAUCUCUGGCCCUGAAGGCCAUGUGUUGAGCCGCCCGGAGGAGGUGGAGGCCGAGGCAGUCAAUCGCUCUGUCACCAUAGCCAAUCAGACCAACUGUCCCCUCUACGUCACCAAGGUGAUGAGCAAGAGUGCUGCUGAUGUCAUUGCAUUCGCCAGGAAAAAGGGUGCCGUGGUUUACGGAGAGCCCAUUUCUGCCAGCUUGGGCACAGAUGGUACCCAUUACUGGAGCAAGAACUGGGCCAAGGCAGCUGCCUACAUCACUUCUCCACCGCUCAGUCCUGAUCCCACCACCCCCGAUUACCUCAACUCUCUGUUGUCAUGUGGGGACCUGCAGGUGACUGGUAGUGCUCACUGCACUUUCCAGACUUCUCAGCGUGCAAUAGGCAAAGAUGACUUCACCCUAAUCCCAGAGGGCACCAACGGCACUGAGGAGAGGAUGUCCCUAAUCUGGGACAAAUGCGUGGUGACUGGCAAGAUGGAUGAGAACCAUUUUGUGGCGGUGACCAGCACGAACGCAGCCAAGAUCUUCAACGUGUUCCCCCGCAAGGGCCGCAUCGCUGUGGGGUCUGAUGCCGACCUCGUGCUGUGGGACCCAGAUGUCACUAAGAUCAUCUCAGCUAAGAGCCACAACCUGACUGUGGAGUACAACAUCUUUGAGGGCACAGAAGUGCGCGGAGGUCCUGUGCUGGUGAUCAGCCAGGGCAAAAUUGUGUUGGAGGAGGGCAGCCUUCACCCCGUGGAGGGCUCCGGGCGCUACAUCAGCCGUAAACCCUUCUCUGACCACGUUUACAAGAGGAUAAAGGCUCGCAGCAGGCUCACAGAGUUGCGAGGAGUCCCCAGGGGCCUUUACGACGGGCCGGUGUGUGAGGUGACUGUGACUCCUAAGGUGAUGUCCACAGUCUCCUCAGUGAAGACUUCCCCUGCCAAGCAACAGCAGCAGCAGCAGCAGCAGCAGCAGCAGCAGCAGGUUACUCACCAGCCGGUGCGCAACCUUCACCAGUCUGGCUUCAGUCUGUCUGGUGCCCAAGUUGAUGACAACAUUCCUCGUCGCAACACUCAACGCAUCGUGGCUCCCCCCGGGGGAAAAGCCAACAUCACCAACCUCGGCUAAGCUCUUCCCUCUUCUGAGCCGGGGCUGCGGGGCAACACGGGACCAGAGGCCUCUGUUACCGCCGUCACAUCACAUGCGGUCACCUCUGACUCCACCCUGCACCCCACCCACAAGCACUCCGUCCAUUCUUAUUCACACACUACCACUACGUCACAUCUUUCCUGCCAUACUCCAUUGUCAAGGAAGAUCAAGUGAAUUGAAGCAGCUUUAUAUUUUUGCUGUUUUUAAGCCCAAUUUGAUUAUUGUUGAAUUUAAGUUGUUUACAUUUUUGUAUCAUUUCUGCUGUACAUGUCCGAGCUGUUGAGUUUCCCUCUGGGCUCAGAAGGUUGACAGCAAAGAAGCGGUCAGUUUGACGAGCGGAUCAUUUAGAAACUGCAGGUGUUUACAUUUUUUUCUUCGCGCUGUUCAUUUCCCAGAUAGAAGUACGAACGCGCUGGCGGUGUUACUGCGCCGCGUUGUCCACGGUUGUACUGUAAGAUUGCUGAUUUAGCACAAAAAUGUUUUUAUUGUUGCCACAAAAAAAACUCAAAAUACUAAUCUACUAAAUAGCGAUAAUGAAAGAUUAGAUCGUAGAAUAUAGUUUAUUUAUCUCCUCAUUCAUCUGAAGUUUGCAGUAUUUUGUUUUGUGUGUGUAGGUACAGCAGAACAAUUCACCUUGGUCUUCCUUUUGUGUUAUAGUUGCACUUUCUUAUUUUUUUAAAUAUCGAUGUCGUAUGUUUUUUAUCACGUUAAGUCAUUUUUGGAAAGCGCUGACUGCGCCGAAAGAAAACUAAAUGGUAUUUUAAGGGUUGAACCACUCAUUCAACUGGCACGUAACAUUUUGUCUGAGAAACAUGAACCUUUUUCCUCAUU